This is a messenger RNA of Apis florea (little honeybee), 5371 nucleotides long. RefSeq names its product slit guidance ligand. Gene Ontology annotation, biological process: axon guidance. Lineage: Eukaryota; Metazoa; Arthropoda; Insecta; Hymenoptera; Apidae. The record is from RefSeq and is a predicted model, not a curated record. Gene Ontology annotation, molecular function: calcium ion binding; Roundabout binding; heparin binding.
UUUUCUUCUGAUGAACGCCAUAGUAAAAAUAUUUUAUUCUUGAAAGAAAUAAUUUGCAAAUGGUUUAUUUUUACAUUAAAACACUUAUGUUUCAGAGACCUUAGCCACAAUCAAAUUGCCACGAUUGGACCAAAGACACUCAGAGGAAUUUCAUCUUUAAAAUAUUUAUUACUUGACAACAAUGUGUUAACCUGCAUCGAUGAAGCAUCAAUACGAGAGUUGAAGGAUUUGGAAAUACUAAUGUUGAACAAUAACAAAUUAACAACAUUAGGGAAGGAAAUGUUGAAUGGCUUUUCGCAUUUGCGGACGUUGAAACUGGUGGACAACCCAUUGUCCUGCGAUUGCCACUUAGCCUGGCUCUCUCGGCAUUUAAAAAGUUACCCGAGACUUGGCCAGCACACAAAAUGUGCCUCUCCAAUUCAUUUGAAGGAUCGAAAUAUCGCCGAUGUACAGGAGCACGAAUUCAAAUGUUCCGGGCCGGUUGAGCGUACGGGAUCCGAGUGCAGCGCAGAACCGCAAUGCCCGCAUCCUUGCAGAUGCGCUGAUGGUAUCGUCGACUGCAGGGAGAAUUCUUUGACGAAAGUGCCCACUCAUCUCCCGGAGGACACGACCGAAUUACGUUUGGAGCAGAAUCGUAUCACGGAAAUUCCGCCCAAGGCUUUCUCCCCGUACAGAAAACUGCGUAGAAUCGACCUCAGCAACAAUCAAAUUAAAAAGGUGGCGGCCGAUGCGUUUCACGGGUUGAAAUCGUUGGAAUCACUAGUAUUGUACGGAAACAAAAUCACCGAAUUGCCUAGCGGAUUGUUCCAAGGAUUGACCAAUUUGCAGUUACUGCUGCUGAACGCGAACGAGAUAUCCUGCAUACGAACCGAUCUGUUCCGAGAUCUGACCAGCCUCACUCUGUUGUCCCUCUACGAUAACAACAUCAGAUCCCUGGCCAAUGGAACUUUCGCCAAUCUACGAAGCAUUGAAACGCUACAUUUGGCAAGGAACCCGUUCAUCUGCGACUGCAACCUACGAUGGCUGAACGCGUAUCUUCACGCGCAUCCCAUCGAGACGUCGGGAGCCAAGUGCGAGUCGCCGAAGAGGGCGCAGAAGCGGAAGAUCGAUUCGAUGCGGGACGACAAGUUCAAAUGUAAGGGCGACGAGGAGCUCUUGACGAAGAGAGCAGGCGAGUGUAUCCUGCCUGGAGAGUGUCCAGAUCCAUGUGUUUGCAACGGAGCAACCGUCGAUUGUUCGAACAAGAAGCUGACUUCCAUACCGAAGGAAUUGCCUAUUUACACGUCCACCCUGCUGUUGGCCAACAACGAGCUGGAUAAGAUCAAAGCUGAUGGCCUGUUCGAGAAGUUGCCCGAGUUGCAGCAUUUGGACCUUAGGAAGAACAAGAUAUCGCGCAUCGAGGCAUCCUCGUUUCAGGGCGCUCACAAGCUAACCGAUUUAUUGUUGUCGGAGAACAGGCUGAGGGAGGUUCACAACAAGAUGUUCACCGGGCUGACGAAUCUUAAGACCCUGAACCUGCACGGGAAUGCCAUAACCUGCGUUAUGCAAGGCUCGUUCGACGGAUUGACGCAUAUACGCACCAUCAACAUGCAAGGCAAUCCUUUGUCGUGUAAUUGUCAUCUCGCGUGGUUCGCCGGAUGGCUGAGGAAACGCGAAACGCCGCUGUCCGGCGUCGUUGGACACUGCCACGACCCGCCAAGAUUGAAAGAUGCGAUCGUCAAAGAUAUCCCUCAUCACGAGUUCAAAUGCAACAACGACAGCGUGGGUUGCCUGGGAGACGAUUACUGUCCACCCCAAUGUAAUUGCGCCGGCUCGGUGGUGAGAUGUUCGAGAUCUCAGCUUACGGAGAUUCCACGUGGGAUUCCGCCGGAAACCACCGAACUGUAUUUGGACGUGAACGACAUCAAGACGAUCCAGCCAGAGAGGCUGAACCACCUGAGGAUUCUCACAAGAUUGGACCUGAGCAACAAUCAGAUCGGAAUGCUGUCCAACGAUACCUUCAGAAAUCUCACCAAAUUGUCCCAUUUAAUUAUCAGCUACAAUAAGUUACAAUGCGUCCAACGUAACGCUCUGGCCGGCUUGAAAUCGCUGCGGAUAAUGUCUCUGCACGGUAACGACAUAUCGGUGAUCCCGGAGGGGGCGUUCGAGGAUCUUCAAUCUAUAACCCACCUCGCUCUUGGGUCCAACCCGCUCUACUGCGACUGCAGCAUGCGAUGGCUGGCCGAAUGGGUGAAAAAGGAUUACGUGGAGGCAGGUAUAGCGAGAUGUAUGGAGCCCCCAGCGAUGAGGGACAAGCUGUUGCUCACGACACCUGCGACCGCAUUCCAAUGCAAAACCAACCAACAGCCAGCCGAGGUCUUGGCCAAGUGCGACCUGUGCUACACCUCGCCAUGCCAGAACGGAGGAUUUUGCGAGGCGCUCCCGGACCGGAAGUUCCGUUGCAAGUGCGCGCCAGGAUAUCAUGGGGACAGGUGUGAACAUAAAAUUGACGCGUGCUAUGGAAAUCCUUGCGGGAACACCGGAACUUGUAAAGUAUUGGAAGAAGGAAGAUUCAGUUGCGACUGCGCCCCCGGGUACAAGGGACUUCGAUGCGAGAACAACGUCGACGACUGCGAGGACAACAAGUGCGCGAAUAACUCAACCUGCGUCGACCUCGUACAAGCCUACAGAUGCGAGUGCGCCCCAGGAUUCAUGGGCGAGUACUGCGAGGAGAAGAUACCCUUUUGCACAAAAGGGCACGACCCCUGCGAGAACGGGGGCCGGUGCGUCGACCACGGGACCCACUAUAGCUGCGAAUGCCCAAUCGGCUUCACGGGGCUUAAUUGCUCCACCAACCUGGAUGACUGCGUUGAUCAUAUGUGCCAGAACGGUGCUACUUGCAUCGACGGCAUAAACAAUUACGAGUGUAAGUGCGCGGCGGAUUAUACGGGGAGAUAUUGCGAGGCCGCACCAUCGACAGUCAUGCUCUACCCGCAAACUAGUCCGUGUGCGCACCAUGACUGUCAGCACGGUGCUUGCUUCCAACCUGCUCCCGCCUCCGCCGCGGACUACCUUUGCCAGUGCCACCCCGGCUACACCGGAAAACGAUGCGAGUACCUGACGAGUUUGAGCUUCGUGGACAACAGCUCGCUGGUCGAGCUGGAGCCGCUACGCACGAGGCCUGAAGCGAACGUGACCAUCGUGUUCACGACCACGCAGGAGAACGGGGUCCUCCUCUACAACGGGCAGAACGGGGAUCACAUAGCCGUCGAGUUGUUCAACGGCCGUGUAAGGGUCUCGUACGACGUUGGCAAUUAUCCAACAUCGACGAUGUACAGUUACGAAAUGGUCGCCGAUGGUAAGCCUCACGUGGCCGAGCUUCUCGCGGUCAAAAAGAAUUUCACGAUGAGGGUCGACAAUGGUGCGGCUAGGAGCAUUAUCAACGAGGGUCCCAAGGAGUACCUGAAACUCGUCACGCCUAUGUACGUUGGCGGCGUCGCGCCGGAAGUCGCCAACAUCGCGUUCACGGAGUUUCAUCUGCGGAACAUCACCAGCUUUCAAGGCUGCAUCUCGGAGAUGUGGAUCAAUCACAAGUUGGUAGACUUCAGCAAUGCAGCGAAGAUGCAUCGCGUAACUCCCGGAUGCAUGUCAAACGAGGAAGAAGCUGACGAGGCACGGGACGUCGUGGAAGCGGAAGGAAUUAUGGGCAGCAGCAGCAACGAGGAAUCAUUGCCGCAAGAGAGCAUGGCUCACGAGCAUUCCGACAUCGUUAUGACGGGGCCUGGCACGAUAAUUUCCGAUCCGUGUACGGGACACGAGUGCAGGAAGGGGUCACAGUGCGUGCCAUCGCCGAUCGGAAAUGGGUAUACGUGCCGGUGUCAAACUGGGUGGCAAGGACGGUAUUGCGAGAAAGCACCGACGUGUCGCAAGGAGCACACCAGGGAGUAUUAUAGCGAGAACGGAUGUCGGAGUCGACGACCAGUAAAACUUGCCAAGUGUUGGGGUAGUUGUGGCAACUCUUGCUGUCUGCCGAGGAAAACGAAACGGCGCAAGGUGCGACUGAUCUGCGCCGACGGGAUGCGGUACACGAAGGACGUCGACCUGGUGCGCAAAUGCACGUGCACCCGGAAAUGCUACUAGCCAGGACCGAAACACGCCGAGCGCCACAGGUGUUCCAUAAAUAAGCGUCGAGACGUAUCGAGACCGAGAGGAAACCCCCGAGAACCGCUGAGACAGUGUCCCAAUUCGAACUUUCUACGCGCACGGGUGAUGUGGCGAGUGUCGAUCGCGGAUCCGUGGUUGCGAGUCCUCCUCGGCGCGUGACGAAGUCGUGCGGGGCCACGGGACUGCCAGGCCGAACGAAAAAGAAGAAGAAGAUGAAAAAGAAAAUAUUGAAAAAGAAAAAGAAUGGAUACACACACACACACACACUCGCAAAAGGAAGAAGAAAAGAAAAACAGCACACAGCCGGCUCAGUGUGAUAUUAUUAUUCGAAACGUGGAAAGAAAGAUAUUAUAUUGUGCGUGCGUGAGGAUCUAAAGAUGAUGAGGAGGAACUGAAGAACUACAGGGCUAGGUAUAUAUUAUAUUAAUCGACGUAUCGAUUCGACUCGAUCGGGGAGUGGAAAAUUGGUGGAGAACCACGAACAAAACGACGCAAAAACGUGUUCCCCGACCAUUACUCCCUUCGAUACGACGCGCAUGAAUCGUUCGCUCAGUGUGAAAUAGAUCUAAUAAUGGAUUACGAUCGGUGGUGGAUGGUAGUGGGUGAAGUUAAGACAAGAUCAAUUUUUGUAUUCACGAACGCUUAACGAUUGUCGAUCUCUCGGGAGAAUUUCCUUCUCCUUCGACUCGUGCCCCGCCGAGCAUCGUCGAACGGGGAGGGAAUUUUAUUAUUAUUAUUAUUAUUAUUAUUAUUAAUAUUAUAUAGCUCGAUGAAGUAACACGGCGAACAAUUUUUCGAAAAUCGAUCGUCUAGGGGGACGUUGUUGUUUCGAACCUAAAUUCUCAACCUUCGUUGUAUGUUCGGUGUCGCGCAAGCUUCGGUUUCUCGGUUUCACGAACGAGAAUUUAAUCCGAGAGAUGGGAAUUUCCGCAAUUCGAAACGUUUCCACCCCGGGAAACGGAUGAAAGCUUAGGCUAGAGCGCGGUGAGCUUGGCGCAACUAUUUUCCGUAUCCUGACUAUUUGUAAUUGUAACUAAUCGGGCGCAAAUCGACGAAUGAAAGAGAUUAAGAGAAAGCGAGCAGCGUGUGUAAAAGACAGUCGCUAAGUUAAGUAUAAGAAGAAGAAACGGUGCAAGGAGUUUUCGUGUUUCUCUGAACAAAAUUUUCCCAGUUAAUCGUGAAAACUCGACGGUUUGUUAGGUCUAUUGUCCUCUGAGUAAACGUUUGA